AUGGUCACUGAGACGGCAAAGACCGAGGCCGCAGACCAGAGCAAGUUGUUGUUGUUCGAGUGUAACAUAUGUCUCGAUACGGUAUCGAGUCCAGUCGUGACGCUGUGUGGCCAUAUCUACUGUUGGCCGUGUCUGUAUCAGUGGAUGCAAAACCACUUUGAGUGUCCUGUGUGCAAGGCCGGAAUAAGUGAAGAGAACGUGAUUCCCGUGUACGCAAGAGGCGCCGAAGCUGUCGAUUCGCAGACGUACCAGCAACUGUCAGACAGGGGCAUCCCCCAUCGUCCUCAGGGCCAGCGACCCGACGCUGAGCAGCUUCGACGACGACGACCAUUCAGUUUUGGCAUUUUUACUGGACAUGGACAAGGGAAUCCAUCUACUGUCUCGCCUUCUCUCGGUUUCUCCACGGCGCUAUUCGGGAUUCCAUACCAACCGCCGGCACCUGGUGUUAAUGAUCAAGAUGGCACGCCCCAGACAACACAAGAGGCACGGCAGCAGAUGCAGCAGGCGUUCCUGUCUCGACUUCUCUUGCUCAUUGGCAUCCUUGUAAUCCUCUGUGUCACCACGUUCUAG
Peronospora matthiolae is the source of this 570-nucleotide messenger RNA. Lineage: Eukaryota; Oomycota; Peronosporomycetes; Peronosporales; Peronosporaceae. The record is from the annotation of a GenBank genome assembly.